Mytilus trossulus (common blue mussel) is the source of this 1011-nucleotide messenger RNA. RefSeq lists its product as uncharacterized. Lineage: Eukaryota; Metazoa; Mollusca; Bivalvia; Mytilida; Mytilidae. The transcript is spliced from 3 exons. The record is from RefSeq and is a predicted model, not a curated record. The coding region runs from base 1 to 1011 and encodes 336 amino acids.
AUGGUUAAGAUUUAUGAACCAGGAGGUCAUGGUAACAGUUUUAUUGCUGGUUCUCCCAGUCAGCAAGAAGUACAAAGAGAUGAAGUCUGUUCAGAAUUCCAAAAUGCCAAGGAUCAUCAGGUAGAAAAUAUCAAAGAUGUAGGACAACCUACUGUUGUAGAAAUAAAUAUAAACAAACAAUAUCAGACUGAUCUUUUUCGAGUAGGUUGUAUGAUUUACAGUAAUGAUGAUUUUCUGUGGAUAAGUAGUGGAACAGAUGGAGUAUUACAGAGAGUAAAACCUGAAGGAACCAAACUGAACAUACUAUCAAGCUUUAAUAUCAGUGUUUAUGGCAUGGCUAUUACUCAAUCAAAUAAUCUACUUGUUUCUACAGGGGAUUCAAGAUUAAAACAAUUCAGUAAAAAUACAGGGACACUUUCAGACACAGUAUAUAUUGUGUCACCAUUCCGUUCUACAGACUUCUAUAUCACAAGGGACAAUAAAGUUCUAGCAGGAUGUGUCAAUGAAGACUUCCCUAAACAAGGUAGAAGAGUUAUAAUGCUAAUGGAUCAGAAUGGAGAAUGUGAAAGUGUGUAUGAACAUGAUCAACAUAAACAACCUAUAUUCACCUAUCCUUGGAGUAUAACACAUACUAGUAAUGGGAAUAUUCAUGUGGUGGAUCGUGUAAGUGACAAAGGAGGCAGAGUAGAAGUGUUAGGACAGGAUGGAGCUUUAAUUAAUAUCUACACGGGAGAUACAGAGAUCAACAAAGGCAGACAAUUCUAUCCAACAGACAUAGUAACAACCCCUAGAGACAAUGUAAUUGUUGCUGACAUAAAUACGGACACACUUCAUAUCUUAAACAAUGCUGGCCUGCUCAUUACUUAUUAUAAUACAAGUAACAUAAACAUAAUGCUACCGUAUUCUCUUGCAUUCUCUCCAACAGGACAACUAUACAUAGGAUGUACCAGAACAAAAGGCAACACAACCAAGGAGAACAGGAUAUAUGAAGUUACCAUAUCAAGAUGUUAA